CCUACAGGACAAUUUGCACAUGCUUACAUACUGUUUUCAAAACUGUUAAACUUAUGUUCAAAACAAUAACAUAAUACAAAACUGAAUAAGACAGCAAUUUGCUACAUUUCUACAGGAAUAUUUUAAUGAAAUAUAUUUUACAUCUUAAAAUUAAAUGCUAUAAAAAUAAGUGGACAAUUGGACCAACCACAGCUGAUUCUCAUUGUAGAUGAACAUCUACACAGGUGUUACUCUUUCAAUUUCAUUACAAAAGGAGACAACUGCUGAAUAGUUUUGUAUUGUGAUGUAAACAUGGACCCAGCCAGAAACAGAGAAGUGGCUGAAAGAGGAAGAAGAGGGGCUGGGAGGGGGCGAGGAAUACGUAUGCGUGGUGGAAGAAGAAUAAGAGGAAGACCAAGAGCUGUAGUUUCAGAUGAGAUCAGAGCUACUGUAAUUGAUCAUGUUGUAAAUCAUGGUCUCUCAAUGAGAGAGGCUGGUCAGAGAGUGCAGCCAAAUCUGCAACGCUCAACAGUGGCAUCUAUUGUUAGAGUUUUCCGGCAAACCAACAGGAGUCAACGGUUACCUCACACAGGUGGGAGAGGAAGGAUGCUCACUGAUGUGCAGGAAACUGCCAUUGUUGAUAUGGUCAUCAGAAACAAUGGCAUAAAACUCACUGAGAUUCGAGACACAGUUUUGGCAGACAACAUUACUUUUGCAAAUAUUCACAGUGUAAGCAUCACAACUAUUUCUAGAGUCCUGAAAAAACAUCAGGUAAGGAUGAAACAGUUGUACACUGUGCCUUUUGAGAGGAACUCUGAACAUGUCAAGCAACUCAGGAACCAAUAUGUCCAGAGAGUCAUGGAGAUUGAAGGCAGGCAAACGCCCCACAUUUUCAUCUUUGUGGAUGAGGCAGGUUUCAACCUGGCCAAAACACGGCGACGAGGAAGGAAUGUGAUUGGGAAGAGAGCCACAGUGGAUGUCCCGGGCCAGAGGGGUGCCAACAUCACAAUGUGCGCAGCAAUAUCCACUGAUGGACUGCUGUUACACAAACCACUAAUUGGGCCAUACAACACUGAACGUCUCCUUGUGUUCCUGCAUGAUCUCUAUGGAAGGGUUGUGCUAGGUGAGGAAAGGGAUGCAGAGAGAAGAAAUCCACCAACAUUUAUAAUUGUAUGGGACAAUGUGGCAUUUCACCACUCUCGUGCAGUCACCGAGUGGUUUGCAGCCCAUCCCAGAAUGGUGUCACUUUUCCUCCCACCUUACUCUCCAUUCCUCAAACCCAUAGAGGAAUUCUUUUCCUCAUGGAGGUGGAAGGUUUAUGACCACCAUCCACAUAAUCAAAUGUCCCUCCUGGACGCAAUGAAUGCUGGAUGCCUGGACAUAUCAGCAGAAGAUUGUCAGGGAUGGAUCAGGCAUGCCAGAAGAUUCUUUCCUAGGUGUAUUGCCCUAGAUGACAUAAGAUGUGAUGUGGAUGAGAACCUGUGGCCAAAUGGAGAAGACCGAGUAGAUUAGCAUUACUAUUGUAUCUGUAUCAGUGGAUGAUGUGAAUACAAAUUCUUGUAUUUUGGAAUUACUCCUAAAAACAAAUAAAAGACAUAAAAUAUAUUGAA
Messenger RNA from Fundulus heteroclitus (mummichog), 1589 nucleotides. RefSeq lists its product as uncharacterized. The transcript is spliced from 3 exons. NCBI's taxonomy places the organism in Eukaryota, Metazoa, Chordata, Actinopteri, Cyprinodontiformes, Fundulidae. Gene Ontology annotation, molecular function: nucleic acid binding. The coding region runs from base 292 to 1491 and encodes 399 amino acids. The record is from RefSeq and is a predicted model, not a curated record.